This is a messenger RNA of Trypanosoma cruzi, 483 nucleotides long. RefSeq lists its product as uncharacterized. The record is from RefSeq and is a predicted model, not a curated record. The annotation marks the transcript as partial. NCBI's taxonomy places the organism in Eukaryota, Euglenozoa, Kinetoplastea, Trypanosomatida, Trypanosomatidae. The transcript has a single exon.
AUGUUUGGCCGCAGGAACAUGGCCCGAACAAAUGAUUUGUGGGAGAGGGAUGUGCACUGCGACGAGAAGGAAGAAAAUGUUGCGAGACGACCACCACCACAAGGCCGGAGUGAAGUUGUGUUUUGUCCACUUGCGCGAGGGCAGCCUGCCACCUGGUCGGUUAGGCGGAUUAUUUUUUUUUGCGUCGUUGCGCUCUCUUUUUAUUCCGCUGCGUUUUCUUGCGGAACUGCGAAGGGAGAUUUGCAAGAAAUUUCUGCGAGGCGUCCAUGCCGUCGUCGGAAAAGCGGAUUCCCCCUUGAAAAACGCUACUUUUUAAAUUUGUUUUGGGCGGGGAGUUCCUGUCGAUUCACUGCGACUUUGUUUUGCGGAUUUGAUGCGUGUGUUUCCGAGCGGUUUGAUCUGUGCUCCCAGCCCACUCGGAUGUGGUGUGCGCGUCGACGUGAAGGUGCCUGCCAGCCGUUUUAUUGCCUCCCCCGCUGUGGC